Molecule: messenger RNA, 858 nt
Organism: Miscanthus lutarioriparius
Lineage: Eukaryota; Viridiplantae; Streptophyta; Magnoliopsida; Poales; Poaceae
Source: the annotation of a GenBank genome assembly
AUGGCGAGGCUCCCCCGCGGAAGUGGCGACAACGCUGCCCGCAGCAAGCGACCCCGCGCUGGAGAAGAGGGGGCCUUAGCUGGAGGAGCUGCUGGUGUUGUUGUUGAAACAGCUUUAUAUCCCAUUGAUACAAUAAAGACCAGGCUUCAGGCUGCACAAGGCGGAAGUAAAAUUCAAUGGAAAGGCCUGUAUGCUGGGUUAGCUGGAAAUAUUGUCGGUGUUCUUCCUGCUUCCGCAAUUUUUGUUGGAGUAUAUGAACCAGCUAAAAGAAAACUACUGGAAAUAUUUCCUGAAAAUUUGAGUGCUAUUGCCCAUUUGACUGCAGGGGCAAUUGGGGGGGCUGCUUCUUCUCUCAUUCGUGUUCCCACAGAGGUGGUUAAACAAAGAAUGCAAAUGAGUCAGUUCAAGACUGCACCUGAUGCCGUUCGCCGCAUUGUUGCUAAAGAAGGAAUUAAAGGACUUUAUGCUGGCUAUGGUUCCUUUCUACUGCGAGAUCUUCCAUUUGAUGCCAUUCAAUUUUGCAUAUAUGAGCAGCUCCGAAUUGGUUAUCGAUUAACGGCUAAGAGGGAGUUGAAAGACGCAGAGAAUGCAAUUAUUGGUGCUUUUGCUGGUGCCAUUACUGGUGCUUUAACAACACCCCUCGAUGUCAUGAAGACAAGAUUAAUGAUUCAGGGACAAGCAAACCAAUAUAGAGGAUUCAUUGAUUGUGCUCAGACUAUCAUGCGAGAGGAAGGUGCUGGCGCAUUUUUGAAGGGUAUUGAGCCAAGGGUACUAUGGAUUGGCAUUGGCGGGUCAAUCUUCUUUGGUGUUCUGGAGAAAACAAAAUCGAUUCUAGCUGAGAGGAAUAUCCGUCGGUGA